Messenger RNA from Hemibagrus wyckioides, 2025 nucleotides. RefSeq names its product pyrokinin-1 receptor-like. Gene Ontology annotation, cellular component: plasma membrane. The record is from RefSeq and is a predicted model, not a curated record. Gene Ontology annotation, biological process: G protein-coupled receptor signaling pathway. The transcript has 3 exons. The coding region runs from base 155 to 1321 and encodes 388 amino acids. NCBI's taxonomy places the organism in Eukaryota, Metazoa, Chordata, Actinopteri, Siluriformes, Bagridae. Gene Ontology annotation, molecular function: G protein-coupled receptor activity.
GGUUGCUCCAAGUGAAUGUUUCAUUUGAUGGUUGAAUCAGACUUGGAUGCACAUCUCUGUCUCUCGUGCGCCACACUUCACAAAAGUUAUCUGAUCAACUUGUUUAGCAACAAGACAUUGUCAUUCUGGUUGUUAGUCUCCACAUUCUCCCACUAUGAAUGAAUCUCUGAUGCAUUUCCAGUUCUCCUGCAAUACAAGUCCAAGCUCAGCACCUGACCUUUACAUCAGUGUCACCAAACAGGAACCCUACCAUGUCGCCAUCCCCAUGACAGCCUUCUAUGGCAUUCUAUUUGUCUUUGGGGUCCUAUCCAAUGGGGUUAGCAUGCUUACUCUCCUCAGAGAUGCCCGCAUGAAGGUCAGUGCCAUACAGCUCUACUUGCUUAGCCUAGUUCUAUCUGACAUCCUCCAGCUACUGACAAUUCCCAUCACUGUAUACCGUUACUAUUGGGAAAGCUACCCAUGGAGACUUGGAGAACCCUUGUGCAAAGCUUACUUCAUGGUGCGCCAGAUGUACUGUGCCACAACCAGCUGGGUGAUCCUUGCAUUUACUAUUGAGCGCUAUGUGGCCAUCUGCCACACUAUGUGGUCCCUCGCUGGCCUCAGGAAGUCACGACUGCCCUGUCUUCUAGGCUGGAUUUGGCUACUGGCUCUGGGCACUUCAGUACCAUUUGCCCUUGUCUACAGGCAUGCCCGAGCCUGCAUCCUGGAUUAUGGGGCAACAUCACCUGACACAGCCUUUGUGAUGUCCACCAUGUGUGAGAUGACCGAGAAGGAACCUUCUCCCCUUUACAAGGGAGCACUGCUUCUGAGAGGCAUCCUCUGCUUCUUGGUCCCCCUUGUGUGCAUCUUCGGCCUCUACAUACUCAUCAUUGCCCAUUUCCACUACAACAGCCGCCAACGCAUGGCCAUGGGCAUCACUAGGGCUGUAACUGAAGGAGGAAGUCCACAGUGCCUCCAGAAUGGGAAGCUGCUGAUUCAGGAGAAACGGGCCCUGCGGCUUAUGGGGGCUGUGGUGGUGACUUUCUUUGUGUGCAACUUUCCAGACAUUGCAUCCUCUCUCAUGCAAGUUUAUGUGGACUCGUGGUCAGGGACUGUGCUAACGGUGUACACGGUGCUCAAAUCCUACCUGUCGCUGCCUCUGUGGUAUGUAAACAGUGCGCUGGACCCUAUCCUCUUCUGCAUCUCCUCUAAAAUGUUCCGCAAAGCAUGUUGGGAAACCGUGGAGCCUCUCAGACCCAGAUGUCUGCGUUUGCACAGACAAAGAAACCCAACGUCAGCGGUCAGCCAGAAUUCCACAGGCGCAGUUAGCACGUCAGCUUGAGCUUGAUGACUCUUAAUUGCUCCCCAUUUCAGCCAUGUCAGUAUUAAUGUUAAUGAUAAAAAACUGUAUCAUGUACACUGUCUGGAAUUAGCAUGUUGUUCCGGCUGCUACAGAAAAUGAAAAUGUUUUCUGGGUUUUAUUGAGUAUGCAUUGCUUUUAUCUUCUGUGUAGCAGCAUGUUUUUUUGUUUUGUAUUUUUUUUUUUUUAAUCUGUUUUAUCUAUAAACAGUAUACUCAGGCACACAGAUUACUGAAUACAGUGGUCAUUAAAGGAAUCAAAAAAAAAAAAAAAAAAGGAUUCCUCAGGGGUUCUUGUACUGUUAACAGCACAGAAAAUGAAAUGAUUUGCUGUCUUAACCAUGAAGAACCAUUAAGAAUUCCUCUAAAGGGAUAAAGAUGAAUUUUUUUCUCUCAUAUAAAUAGAAAUACGUGUCUCUCGUGUGAUUGCUGUUGUUUCUGUUGUUAGAAUUGAAAGAUUACUUCGGCCUGUCUUACAGUUAAAUGUGAAAAUGUAAAGAAAAAAAAUGUUUUAAUAAUGAUAUUAAGAAUGAUUUGUGAUAAUAUCGUGGAUCUAUGGACCUUACAUUGCUGGACUGUAACCUCGAACAAUUCAGCAUUGGACCUGCAUUGCCUUUUAACCACAGACAUGAAAUGUUAUGUUAUAAAUGUUCAGAUUUGUUUAAAGACCUCACUGCAAGACGAAGA